AAAUUGGCCAUCACACAAAAAAAUGAGGUUCAAGCAAACUGCUUUUACAAAAAAAAUUCACUGAGCAGAGAGAACAUUCCAAAGCACUGCCAACUGGGUGCACUAACUCAGAGUUGCUGAAUGUUCACCUAGUGGGAAAACGCAUACUACAAAAAUUUUGCUCUACCCAGAGAAAUCCCGGGUUGUUUUUUUUUUUUUUGGGGGGGGGUACCACUUGUAUGUCCCUGUCUGUUUUAGAGGCAUCAUUAUUAAUUUAUUGGGGAAUAUUAUACAUCAAAAACCAUUUGCUUGGUUUUGUUUUCAGUUUAGAAACAAAUGCCCUGGCUCAGGACAACUGGGGCUGGGCUGGCCCUGGAUGCUGGGCUUACCUCAGGACUGGGGUCAGGGUCUCACACCCUCCAGGUGAUGUCUGGUUGUGAUUUGGGACCUGAUGGGCAUCUCCUCCGUGGGUACCGCCAAUAUGCCUAUGAUGGUGCCGACUACAUCGCCUUGAAUGAGGAUUUGCGCUCCUGGACAGCGGCGGACAUGGCUGCUCGGAUCACCCAGCGUAAAUGGGAGGAGGAAGGUGUGGCGGAGCUCCGAAGGGCUUAUGUGGAGGGUAUCUGUGUGUACUGGCUCCAGAGACACCUGGCGAAUGGAAAGGAGGUGCUGCAGAGAGCAGAGCCUCCAAAGACCCAGGUGACCCGCCACCACAAUCGCCAUGUCCCUGAGGGAGAGGUCACACUGAGGUGCUGGGCCCGGGGCUUCUACCCGGCGGACAUCGUCCUGACCUGGCAGCGGGACGGCGAGGACCAGACCCAGGACAUGGAGCUGGUGGAGACGAGGCCUGCGGGGGACGGGACCUUCCAGAAGUGGGCGGCUGUGGUGGUGCCCUCCGGGGAGGAGCAGAGAUACACGUGCCGAGUGCAGCACGAGGGGCUGCCUGAGCCCCUCACCCUGACAUGGGAACUGUCUUCCCAGUCCAGCAUCCCCAUUGUGGGAAUAGUAGUUGGCCUGGUUCUCGCAGCUGUGAUCAUUGGAGCUGUGAUUGGAUAUGUGAUCCGGAGGAAGAAGUGCUCAGGUGAAAAAGGAGGGACCUACUCUCAAGCUGCAAGCAUUAACAGACAGAGCUUGGAUGUGUCUCUAAUAGCUUCUAAAGCAUGAAGCCGUGCAUUGUCUGUGGCAGAAUGACUUACAAAAGUUGUUCACACCCACUUUGUGAUUCCAGAACCUGGACUUCUCUUUCUGCAACCGGUGUUUGAGUGUGUCUGCACGCCUAUCAGGAUAAUGCAACAGUGUGGUCAAUUAACUCCCACACCUCCACACCCACACACACAUCAGGACCCCACCCCACACUGACCUGUGUCCCCUCCCUGAUCGAGGUCUUCUAUCUCUGCUGAAGGGCUCCAUCCCUGAUGUAACCCCCUACACGCUGGGCUGCAUGUCUCACUUUUCUAUUUAAAAUGAAAAGAAAAUGUUUUAAAAUGAUGAUUGUACUGCUUUCUAUGAAUGCACUAGUGGAUUGUAUGAUGUGUGGAUCAAGGCCCAACAAAAGCGCUUUAAAAAGUGAGAACCUGAGAAUGUAUUUUACUUACCAUGAGGUAGGGUUGAUGGAUUCAUUACGAGGGAGAACAUUUCUGAAAACUUUGAGAGAGGACAUAGAACAAACCUACGAAUGUUCCAGAAUGCAUGUGUUCUCUGUGUCGAGUCUGCCAUGAAAGACAGUGGUGGAGGAUUCAAGCAUGGAUGGCACCUUUGCCAAGUCACUUCUCAGGGCCACGUGUGCUUUAACAUGGUCACAUCUCUGUUGUCCUUGUCCCUCCCGUGUAAUCUUGUCCCAGCAGGACCUGUGAUGUCUGGCACAGAGCUAUCUCCUGGCCUUUUCCUGUCUCCAAUUCUAUGGGUGCAAGGGUGUUGUGUGGCUGGGUCAGCUGAGCUCAGGCCUACGUCUACCUACUGGUUUCCACCAUUUGCAUGAUUCUUUUUUGUGCAUUUGCUAUUAUAGAUGACCGUGACUUCUCUAAGGGGCCCCAGCACUGCUCCUGGGUAAGUGUUGACAUUCACCAUAGAGGUCAAUGAUUCACAUCCAUCAGUUGCUCUGUGGGAGAACCGUGGGACUGUCCGCUCCAGUAAAGGCACACGGUCCCAGAGAGACAAAGAGUUGCCAUGAGUCAGAAUUCACUUUUUUGGGGAGUGGGAUUCCUACUCUUACUCUUGUGUAUGAUGUUUUCUGGUCUCAUCAUUAGAGGGUGACAGCCCUCUCUGGCAACUGAUGGAGUCACUUUACCUGUCAUUAACCCAUCAAAGCCCAGGGUAUUCCCUGAGCACAGACAUUUCUGUGGUAAGGAGUUGAAUUUUCAAGGCUCCUGCAGAUCCUGCCCUCUUUCUAGGAUGUGGCGAGAGAGGAAAAAUCAAACACUUUUACAUCUUAGAUGAAUUUCUGUAACAUUUCCCUUCUUUUCAGCUCACACACCCUGUCACUCCAUUAUCUUAACACAGCGAUUCAUAUAGCAGAGGCUAAUUUGUAACAGAGGAGCCACAAGCCAAGAAACCUUAUUAGGUGGAGACUGAAAUGAAAUUAUAUAGCAGGGGCAGGAGGGGGGAGGCAGCAGCCCUUGUGAGAGCAGCCCAGGUGGCAUGAGUGUCCAUAGAGGGGAUGUGGGGCUGCAGCUGCCACCAAACAGCAUUUGGUCUGAGGCCACGUUGUAGUAGCUCUAGGAAAAGCUUAAUAAGCUUUGACAAGAGUGAGGCCAUUUUGAGCUGACAGAAGCCAUUAUGAACUAUAAAUGAGCUAGCUAUAAACUAUAAAUGAACUAGCUGAUAUUAGGGAGACAGGCUGUGCUGAUAAGUGCAACGGACUGUGCCAAAGGAAAUGUUUGUUCAGAAGGCUUGGAUGUUGAGCAAUUAUUGUUCAACUAAGAGUAGUUAUUGUCUGACUAAAAAUGGCUAACUUCAAUAUCGUGCUUCUGUACUCUGCUUGCUUGCGAACCUGCAGGUUGCGACAGCAUAAAAACCUUUGGAAAAGUAAACGGGACACCACUCAGUCUCUUCUCAAGAGGGCUGACGGUGCCUGUGCAGGAAAUAAAACUUUUUCUUUUAAACUUG
Molecule: messenger RNA, 3084 nt
Organism: Echinops telfairi (small Madagascar hedgehog)
Lineage: Eukaryota; Metazoa; Chordata; Mammalia; Afrosoricida; Tenrecidae
Product: HLA class I histocompatibility antigen, B alpha chain-like
Exons: 6
Coding region: 316-1143 (275 amino acids)
Biological process (GO): immune response; positive regulation of T cell mediated cytotoxicity; antigen processing and presentation of endogenous peptide antigen via MHC class Ib
Cellular component (GO): external side of plasma membrane
Molecular function (GO): signaling receptor binding; peptide antigen binding
Source: RefSeq, a predicted model, not a curated record